AGUGUGAGUCCCUCAUAAGUCAUCAGAACUGCGAGGGAUCCAGAAGAGAAAGAGAGACCAGACGAGGCUGCAUCUGCACUGAAGAGCCGAGAACAUACAGGACACAGCCAAGGGUCCAGAACGAGAUCGCUGACCUGACAUGAUGGAGGUGGUCUUGAACAGACUGCGGGACUUCUCCUGCAAGACCUCCACCUUUGACGACUGCAAACCGGCAGGACAGAGUGCACGCAGGGAUCCUCGGAGCAGGACCGGGUGCACAGCUGGAGAGGAAGGCAGAAAACUGGACAUAGAGAGCGCGCUGGCAUGGCUGCGAAGGGAACUGAUGGAGAUGCGUUCCCAGGACCAAGCUCUGAUCCGGCAGCUGAUGGAGCUUCACUCCGGCAUCCAGGAGCUCAAGCAGGAGUUGUCUGAGGAGGAGCAAGAUGAAGAAACAGAUGAGGAGGGAGAGGAGGAGGAGGAGGAAGGGGAGGGCAGCUAUUGGGACUCUGAGAGCGAAAGAGGAAGUGGCAGCGUCUACUUCGGCUCAGGGGAGGUGGGCUUCUCCAUUUCCUGCCUGAAGACGACUCCGACCCUUUACACAAAGGUUUUAUCGAAGAGGUCCUUCAACCGGAGGAGCUCUGUACCAUGAAAAUUCUAACUAUUAGAAGAACUUCAACUCUCUCCUCAACUUCCUCAUAUCCUCUAAGGCAGUCGAAAGGUGGAGCAAGAUAGAUAUUUGCAGUUUCCCACCAUAAAACCCCCCCCUCCCUGUAUUUUGUUUUUCUAGAGAGAAGUCCGACAGGAGGAUGAGUGGAGUUGAGGAAAGGAAGAGGAAAGAGAUAUAGGUCACUCUAAUGGCUUCUUUAGCUUAUUUGAUUCUGUUUUCAUAACUAAAAUAUGACAUUGUGAAGUAAAACACAUCAAUUUCUGACAGAAAGCUAUGAACUGUUUUUGGAAAUACAAUUAUACACCUAAAAAGUCUGUAGUGUCCAGUCUAAAUUAAAGUCCUAUCUCACUCGCCAUGCUGCUGUCUAGCUGCUGGAGCACCACCGGAUUUAAGAGCAGCUUCUUUCCUCAGGCUGGGAGACUCCGUAAUUCAUCCUCCACCUUACAUAUAAUGUAGCUUUGUUUUUUGUGUUUUUCUUAUGGAGCAAAAUGGGACUAUACUGCAUUUUGCUGCACAACCCUGUUGUACAAUGACAAUGAAUAACCUGCUAACCUGCUAAUAACCUGCUAAGAGUUAUGCAUCCAGCAUUUGGCUAGCUUUGCUUAGCAUAAAGACUGGAAACAGAGGGAGCAGCUAGCUUGACUCUGUACGAAUGUCAACUUCAGUUUUUGUACAGAUUAAACAAAUAAGAUACAAAUGCGUUAAUUGGUCAGCUUUAGAGGUGCUAGUAGAUGGAUUUUAUUGACUCGGGACAGAGCCAGGGAAACGCUUUCUCCCCCCCAUAUUUAGUCUUAAUGCUAAGCUAACCUAAGCAAAGCUAACCGACUGGUGGCUGCAGCUCCAUAUUUUAUGGACAGGUAGUCAAGAGUGGUAUCGAUCGUCUCAUCUAAAUCUCAGAAAGUGAAAUUGAGUUUUUUUUUAAAUGCCCAGCUAUUCCUUUAAGUUAGUACAAGAUCUGUGUGACAGAGGAUACUAUAAGUCCUGUAUUAAACAUUGACUUAAAGGCAAUCUUUGCUGUCUUUGGUUAGAAUUGAAUGUGAGAGAAACAUGUCCUCUCUAUGUAAACAAACAUUAGCCGGUGAUUCAGAUCAGAGCUGAAUCUAUACAGAUGUUGAGUUAUGAAUUUGCGGGUUUAUAUGUAUUGAUUUUAUGAAUGUGUAAGUGCUGGAAGCUCGCUGACCUUUUAACGACAUGCAACUGCAUGCACAAUGGAUUAAAUGCAGCAGCGGGUUCAUUGCAUUGUUAUUGCCCACAUGCAGCGAUGAAGCAUUUUGUUGACAGUGACAUUGUUCCAUGUAUUUGUGAAUAUCUAUUUGAGAAAGUAUUAUUAGGAUACAUAAGCUAGUACAGCGAACCAAUAUGUAAAUCUAUGUUUUAAAAGAUAACUGGUGUCAGAUUGUUUGUGUAUAGAAGGUAUUUGUGAAAGGAAUAAACUAGAAUUUUUUUGGGAGUUAACAACCAUACCUGAACUUCUAGCUCUAUGUUAAACAGAUACUGUACCGUAUGCCGUGCAGUAUUCCAGCACAAUAAAGAUAUGAAACCACUCAUGGUGCAAAUUUAAUUUUUUUGUCAAAUCACAAAACAAUGGGACAAAAGUGUUUUUCAUUUUUACAUUCAUAAUGCCUUGUUUUCUGACCUAAAGUAACAAAACGUGUACAAAAAGGUUUCUUUAAUACAACUUUAUAUAAGUACAAAGCAUCUAAUAUUAACAAUGCCAGCAUCACAGAACAGAACGCACAUUUUGUCCCACUCUUACUUUACGUGCAACUGGUGUCUAUUAUU
Messenger RNA from Anarrhichthys ocellatus (wolf-eel), 2428 nucleotides. Its product is annotated as protein FAM167A. The record is from RefSeq and is a predicted model, not a curated record. Bases 140 to 628 code for a protein of 162 amino acids. The transcript is spliced from 2 exons. Lineage: Eukaryota; Metazoa; Chordata; Actinopteri; Perciformes; Anarhichadidae.